ACAUUUUGUUAUAAUGAUUAUAGUAAUCCUUAUCGUCAUCGCCAUCAUUAUUGUAAUACUCAUAGAGAUAAUCUUACGCAUAAUAACUGUCACAUUUAUAAUCAUAAUCGUAGUCAAGAUCAUCAUCAUGAUAAUUAUAAUAAUCGAAUCAUACUCGUAAUCAUACUCAUACUCAUAAUCAUACUCACAAUCAUCAUCAUCAACUUACUCACUAUCAUAAUCAUAAUCAUUAAUAUACUCAUAAUAAUAAUCAUACUCAUAAGCACAAUCAUACUCGUAAUCAUAGUCGUGGUCAGAGUCAUAAUCAUACUCAUACCCAUAAUCAUAGACAUAAUCAUACUCAGACUUAUAAUCAUUAUCUUACAUAGUCAUAAUCAUAAUCGUAGCCAAAAUAAUAAUCAUAGUCUUAGUAAUACUAAUAAUCAUAAUCAUAAUAACAAUCAUAAUCAUACUCAUACUCAUAAUCAUACUCAUACUCAUAAUCAUAAUCUUACUCAUAAUCCCAAUCAUAAUCAUAAUCAGAAUCAUAAUCAUACUCAUACUCAUACUCAUAGUAAUACUCAUACUCAUAACUAUACCCACACUCAUAAUCAUACUAACAAUCAUAAUCUUAGUCAUAAUCAUAACCUUUAUCAGAAUCAUAAUCAUA
Messenger RNA from Rhagoletis zephyria (snowberry fruit fly), 649 nucleotides. RefSeq names its product probable serine/threonine-protein kinase DDB_G0283337. Lineage: Eukaryota; Metazoa; Arthropoda; Insecta; Diptera; Tephritidae. The record is from RefSeq and is a predicted model, not a curated record.